This is a messenger RNA of Protopolystoma xenopodis, 216 nucleotides long. Lineage: Eukaryota; Metazoa; Platyhelminthes; Monogenea; Polystomatidea; Polystomatidae. The record is from the annotation of a GenBank genome assembly.
AUGCUUGCUGGCUUCACGAUGUCUCUCGAGAAGAGGCUAAUCAAGACCCAGCUAAAGCGCUAUGAAGAUGCCGGACGGACAGGUCGUCCUGUAUUGAAAAUCUCGGACAAGAUUAUUGUCAAAGUUCAACUAUCCUUAAUCCAAAUUCUCGAUCUUGACGAACGUAAUCAGAUAUUGACGACAAAUAUCUGGAUGCAGAUGGUGAGCAUAGCUUAG